Carassius carassius (crucian carp) is the source of this 1333-nucleotide messenger RNA. Its product is annotated as class A basic helix-loop-helix protein 15-like. NCBI's taxonomy places the organism in Eukaryota, Metazoa, Chordata, Actinopteri, Cypriniformes, Cyprinidae. Gene Ontology annotation, molecular function: protein dimerization activity. The record is from RefSeq and is a predicted model, not a curated record. The transcript has 2 exons. Bases 439 to 975 code for a protein of 178 amino acids.
UAAUGUAAUCCAACAGUCUGUGAUUUGCAUUGGUAACUCCGUGCACAGCUAUACUUUAAAAUAAAAGCAUUUAUAGUCCUCACUGUAGACUAUGUACCACCUGCAGUAGCUGCAGCUAUAUCACAGUCCGCUAUUUUACCAUCUGAAAGCGUGAACAAAGUUUCAGAUCGUUAUUUCCGAUGCUUGUGCCAACUCAUGGGUGACUCGAGACGAAGCGGAUCCCUCCUUUGAUUGGCCACAAAAGCGCUACGUGGACGUCGAGCAGGACCAGGUAGAGCGCGUGACCGUUAUCAUUUCAUUCUGACUGCGGCUGUCAGGACGACCACAGAGCCACACGUCAACUAUCAUCGCAAGCCUCUUAUCGCGCAGACAUCGCCACGAGUUUGGUGGAAUAUUAUUUUGAGGGCCUACACCAGGGUGUGGGUGAGUGAGUCAAGUAUGAAGUCCAAAGGAAAGGGGACAAAGCGGAGCAGACAGUCUUGGGCAGAACAGGACGACCCAGACUUUACACUGGAAACAGAGCCAGGUUCCAGCGAGCAGGAGGGUUCAGAGGCAUCCGUGAGGCUGGGUGGGACGUGGAGAACAUUGAGGGGUGAGAGGAACGGCGGUUCCCGCAUGGGUACGCGGCGCAGGCGUCUGCACGGCAGCGCCAAGGAACGCAACGUCCGCAGGCUGGAGAGUAAUGAGAGAGAGAGGCAGAGGAUGCACAAACUCAACAAUGCCUUUCAGGCCCUACGGGAGGCCAUUCCUCAUGUCAAAACAGACAAGAAACUUUCCAAGAUCGAGACUCUCACACUGGCAAAGAACUACAUCAAGUCCUUAACCACAAUCAUCCUGGGCAUGUCAAAUGCCAGUCACAUGGAGACUAACGCCUCCCGGCUCUUGCAGUGUUAUCAACAGCAUCUACAGGAGGAGGGAGAGGAGGAUCUGUCUAACUACCUGAGCCACAUUCACAGCUUCAGCCAGGGCAGCUAACACACACUGCCACGGACUCAGUGAGCGCUGUGUAAAUACGUGCAUGAUACAUGCAUGAUGGCAAAUACCAGCUCUGAAGACUAACAAAAGGGUCUGUUUGAAUAACCCAGAGUUUACAAGCUAAAGCUGGUCCAUAAACAAGCUAAUUUAUGUACAGAAUAUGCACGGAUUAUGUUGUUCAUAAAUUUUUUUAUAAAAUAGUUAUUUGCCAUUAUCAUUGCCAAAUUGCUAGCAGUAACUCUUUGGAUUAUGAAAGGACACAGUGUGCUGGUCAUUAAUAUACUUUAGCCCACUCUGUGACAAAAGAAGAUGCUUUGCUCAUAUGGCGAAAGUCAAUGGGGUCCAAAUCAUCACUGGA